ACUGGUUCUUGCAACUUUCAUUCCGUGAGACAUCAAUCUAUCAAGAUGUCGACGGGGAAUGGCGAAGUCCAUAGCAUUUUGGCAUCCGAUGCCGAGCAAGGAGUACCCCCCGAAGUGCAGAGCACAGACCCCGCACCCAGCAAUCUGAAAUCCAUCGGUUCGGCGGCAUCUCCACGUAGGGAAGUAGAUGGCGCCGACACUGCGACAACGGUGCUUCCUUUCUCCAAAGCACGGUGCAUUGCUUUGGUUGUGACCGUUACUGGUGCUAGUUUUUUAAAUACUCUUACCGUACAGGCAGUUGUUAUCAUCCUACCCACUAUAGGUGACGAACUCGGCAUUCCUGAGAGUCGACUUCAGUGGGUCGUAUCAGCGUACUCUCUCACAUUCGGUUGCUUUCUAUUGCUCUGGGGCCGUAUGGCCGAUAUCUUCGGGAAAAGACUCAUCUUUAUCCUUGGGAGUGCCUUCGCUGCGGCUACACUCAUCAUCAAUCCCUUUCUAACAAAUGAAAUCGCGUUUGAUCUGUUCAGAGGUUUGCAAGGAAUCGGUGGAGCUGCCAAUGUGCCUACUGCUAUCGGAAUUCUUGGUGUGACGUUUCCUCCCGGAAAGGCAAAAAACUUUGCUUUUAGCACUUACGCCGCCGGCGCUCCACUGGGCUCAGUCUUUGGCAAUUUGCUUGGGGGCCUGAUUGCGUCGUAUGCUAAUUGGAAAUGGGUCUUCGGAGCCAAUGCAAUCCUGGCCGUCGCGGUUACAGCCGCAGGUGUUUUCCUUAUACCGCCUCCCCCGCCCGAGACCACCGCCAACAAGCACAACAAGUCCCUAGCCAAAUCGGUCGACUGGUUCGGCGGCAUAUUGAUCACGCUCGGAAUUUUGGCAUUGCUUUUCGCCCUGACGGAGGGCAAUGUUGUCGGAUGGAAGACUGUAUGGGUGUAUCUGCUCAUUAUCAUCGGACUUCUUUUGAUCGGCAUCUUUGCUGCUUGGCAAUGGUAUCAAGAAAAAUAUACUACCCGUCCACCUUUGAUGAAGGUCUCACUCUUCAGUAACAUGGAAUUCAGUGUGGCGAUGGUACUUAUGGCGUUGUUCUUUUCAGCCUUUAACGACUUCCUGAUCUACGCAACUUACUUCUUCCAAGACUAUCAAGAUCUGGGACCUCUUCAGACCACACUGCGCUUCAUCCCGACCGGCGUUUCAGGCAUCAUAGUUGCUUUCAUAAUGUCUCACCUUAUAUCCAGGUUCCCCACGUACCUUUUCAUUCUUUUCGGACAUCUUGCGGUGGCGGUAUCGUGCUUAUUAUUCGCGGCGCCUAUACCACCUCAAACCUCCUACUUUGCCUAUUCAUUCUUUGCCAUGAUUCUCUCCGUCAUCGGCGCCGAUAUGAUAUGGCCUUCUUUGACACUAUUUGUUUCCAAGUCCGUGCCAAACGAAGACCAAGCGCUAGGCGGCGCUCUGAUCAAUGCUUGUGGUCAGAUAGGCCGAGCCAUAGGCUUGGCCAUCACAACAGCCAUUCAGACUGCUGUCAUGGCACGCGAAAGAGGCUUAUCGGUGGAAAAAUCUGGUGGCAUCGAGCCAUGGGAUCCUCCUUCUCUUGUCGGCUUGAGAGCUGCAAACUGGUUCAACUUUGCACUAGCUGUGCUCGGUGCAGUGAUCGUGGGUCUCACGUUUCGUGGGACUGGCAUCGUUGGUAAGAUUGAGAAGGAUCCAGCACGCUCUAGUGGUGAGGAAGGAAUCAUAACUGAAGAAAGCACUGGGAAAGCCUAAACAUAACUCGGUAAGGUAACGAACACUAGGUAAAUACAUAAGAGGUAAAUCCAUAGGUUGCAAAUAUAAUUCUCGUUAUCAUA
This is a messenger RNA of Truncatella angustata, 1838 nucleotides long. RefSeq names its product drug resistance protein. Gene Ontology annotation, biological process: transmembrane transport. Gene Ontology annotation, cellular component: membrane. NCBI's taxonomy places the organism in Eukaryota, Fungi, Ascomycota, Sordariomycetes, Amphisphaeriales, Sporocadaceae. The coding region runs from base 46 to 1755 and encodes 569 amino acids. The record is from RefSeq and is a predicted model, not a curated record. The transcript is spliced from 4 exons. Gene Ontology annotation, molecular function: transmembrane transporter activity.